Molecule: messenger RNA, 1639 nt
Organism: Branchiostoma floridae (Florida lancelet)
Lineage: Eukaryota; Metazoa; Chordata; Leptocardii; Amphioxiformes; Branchiostomatidae
Product: haloacid dehalogenase-like hydrolase domain-containing protein 3
Exons: 4
Coding region: 543-1298 (251 amino acids)
Source: RefSeq, a predicted model, not a curated record
CACCAAGGAAGGUCGGGACAUAGCUGUGGCCAUCCGACAGGCAGUCGCCAAAGCCUUCAAGGAGGGAGAGAAUACACAGGUGAACCCAGCUGAAUGUGAUCGAGUCUACACCAGUCUGGACAGGCUGAACAACGGAUACUGGAACAACAAGUACCCCAGAGUGAAGCCCACCACAUUUACAGGGCUGACGCUGGAAGACUACAAGCUGGUGCUAGCCUCAGAGUCCUUGACUGAUAUGCAGGAAAGCAAGAAGUCCAGCUGGCAGCGCAUGAAGGAGAAAUUCUCUGGCAAGGAAGACAGCAAAGACGCCUAGGAAGUCUGCUUGUGUGUCUCAAGGAAGAAACUUUGGAAAGCUACCAAAUUUGAAGUAGAAGAGAAGGCACCUUUAAGUAGAAGAGUGACUGGAUGUGCUGUGAACUUCUGUACCGGUAGUGCCUUUAUUGAUAUAGUUGUGUUUUUGUAGGUAAUUAUAAGUGUAUCAAAACUUGCUCAGUAUCAAAAGUUACUACUGCUGAUAUUUUGUGGGGAACUAAUCACAAAUCAUGGCAAUAAGACCAAAGUUGCUGACUAUGGACUGUACCAACACCCUCUUCAAACUGAAGAGAACCCCCGGCACCAUCUACGCCUCGGUGGCGGACUCCCACGGCAUCCAGGUGGACUCUGCCAAACUGGACUACACCUUCUUGAAGAACUACAGAGAACAGGAUCAAAGCUACUGCAGCUUAGGCUGCAUGAGUGGCAUCUCUACCAAGGUGUGGUGGACCGAUCUUGUCAAAAAGACUUUCCUCGAUGCGGGGGUCCCCAAAUCCCCGGCCUUAGAUGCUGUAGCAAAGCAGCUGUUCGAGGAGUUCAGUGGGGGGAAGCACUGGGAGGUGUAUCCCCAGACCAAGGAGGCCCUUGAAGCCAUUCGCGACAAGGGCGUGAAGCUGGGAGUCAUCUCAAACUUCGAUGAACGGCUGGAGGAGGUGUUGGCAGAGCUGGACCUGUGCCGCCUCUUUGACUUCGUCCUGACGUCGGUCGACGCUCAGGUCGCGAAACCGAACUGUCGGAUUUUCCAGAUGGCCCUACAGUUGGCCGGUACCGAUGCCUCCCAAGCCGUUCACCUCGGCGAUAACCUGAAGCUGGACGUCCAACCGGCUCUGUGCAUGGGCAUGCACGCCAUCUGGAUCAACCGGAACAACGGAGAUGUUCCGUCGGAGCUCUCUGAAUGCGAGAACUUUCACAUGGUGUCCGACAUCGAAGAGGUGGUAAAAUGCAUCAAGAAAAAGCGACAGGAAAAGCAGAAGUUGAGUGGUUAGACAGACUAAGUUACAGUUUGAAUAUAGCUCCCAUACAGCAGAAGUACAGGGUAUAAUUCUUUGAUAAAAGCCUUCUGUUGCCACUGUAGAUUAGCCUCCAUAGUAGGCUGUCUGGGGCCUUUUUUGGCUCAUAAUACAUGCCAGUCAUCAGCGAUGGCCGGCUAUCAGCGACCCAGUACAAAAAGAAAUGGCCAGCAAAAUGGUAUUAUGAGCCACAAAAGGCCCCAGAGAGGCUGGUAUAGGAUACUAAAAUACCAAAUACACAUGUCAGAAUCAGGUUUAUAUAACAUUAUAUUUUUUAUUAAUGGACAUUAGAUGCACCUCAUACACGUAAAAUGUGU